UCACAGAGUGGACUUCAGAGCGGAACCGCCGGCCUACGAGCGCAGUCCGUAAUGAUCAUGCAUGCAGCCGGGAUGGCGGACCCUAGCGCUAGUCUUCUUGGCGCUUCUGCUGGCCGUACGUGCUCAAGAACAGCCAGACGAGGAGGACGAGGACUCGUCCGAGACGCGUCGGAUACGUCAUGCUGUGCGUAGUCAAGACCUUUCCUCUGAAGAAGAAGACCUGGACGAUGACUCUAUGGACGCUGUAAAGCACCCGCGCGGCACGAGCCGAUACAUGCAACUUUUUUUCCGCACGGGAUACAACUUGGUGAUCCAAGCCAACGGCAAGGUCAACGGGACGCGAGAGGACAGGAACCGAUACGCUGUCCUUGAAAUGAACGCUGUGGCAGUGAAGCUCUACAGCAUCCGGGGGGUUGUCAGCGCACGCUACCUCUGCAUGAACAGGAGGGGUCAGCUCUCCGGGCAGAAGCGCCGCUCGGAAAAAUGCAUCUUCCAGCUGCAGGAACUGCCCAGCGGGUACUCCACUCUGUCAUCGAUGCGGUACUCGCGAGGUACUCGAUGGCGAUGGUACCUCUCCAUCGGCAAGAACGGCCACGUGAAACGUGGCCGCCGGCCCAGACAGAAAGGAACCAACUUCCUCCCCAGAAGCGUCAAAGACUUUCGGCCGUGAUGGAUUAUUUCGCAAAACGGACGCAGGCAACACUGUGUGUAGAACGCCCCAAUUACAUGAUCCCAUCCGGUGUCAGUGCAUCGUGCCAGUGCGCUGAAUCUUGCAGUUCCUUAAAAAGGCUAUUUUGCCCAGGAAGGCUCUAAGAGAUCUGAAGAAAGAGAAGAACUCUCGUUGCAAGUGUUCUGACUUCGCGAAAGAACGUGUCCUCUUGUCCUCUUCGAAUGCUGUUGCUCUUUCGCAAGAGGGGCUGUGUUGUGAGGGAUGUCUGAGUGAUGCGAAAUGCUGAAUUUAUUUGUCAAUGUACGUAGAUGUGUAGCGAAGUAUGAAUGUUGACUAGAGGACUCGUUUUUUUGGGAGCUCUAUCGUUUUUUAAUCUUGUUUUAACUUGUAAACAAAUAGAAUGUUGGCCGUUUUUUUCGCGCCAAUGGGAUUGUAUUUUUCUGUCUUCUAGGAAUAACAACUCCACUUCCAGUUAUGUUCCUUUCAGCACAAUUUAUUCCUAUGCCUCAAACAGUGCACACCAAUAUUAAGGAGCAAUACUGCGUUCGAUAAAAGACUGUCUCGACCGUGAAAACGCAGUGUACCAGACAAAUAUGUAAGCCGUUGCGUUUUUUGACCUUACGAAAAAUAGGUUUUCAAGAAGCGUUUCGAGGAAUGACAAUUGUGCUGACCGAAAAAGGAGCCCUAUGUGCUCUCAGGUCAGGUGCUGAUCAGCAGUAACUCUGAAAUAUAUUUUGUCCAAAAUUGCACACGUGUCACGUGUCUACAGUGUUUCCCUCUCCAUCUGUCAUACUUCGAGAACUAGAAACGAAAUCACGAUCUGCUAUUGAGAUACGACUCUUCUGACGUUGGUAUAUUAUCACAGCUCCGAAAGCGCACAGUGCAGGAUGUUUCAAUGCUAUCUUUAGACCAUACAAGAUCUGGGGGCUUAAUCGCUUCAUCUUCGUUACGGUCGUUACAAGCUAACGAGUGGCCGGAAAUUAAAAAAGGUGGGCACGUGACACAUUGCGCGUGACGUGUACCACGGCCUUCACGUAUCGCGCGAAGAGCGCACGUGUUUUAUCACGUGCCCACUUUUUUAAGUUUCCCGCCCGCCUUUUUGAAUUUCCCGCCACUCGUUAGCUUGUAACGACCGUAACGACGAUGAAGCGAUUAAGCCCCCUGGUCCGGUCCCGAAUGUGAUGUAGUCAUUAGCAGUCCCACCAGUCAGAGCCAUGCCAUAGCCAGAAAACGAUCCACCAUGAGUCAAAUAAGGCGUCACUUCUGGCCUCAAGUUUUCUGCAGGGGAUUGCCUGUAGCAGACUACAGCGGGAUUCCAUGUGUUCCAUGCGUCUCUGUUGCAAAGUAAGCAGAGGAGGACUAUAGAGGGCCACUUUUGUCUAAAGCGCCCGCAUAUGCCUCCUUUCCUUUCUUCACGUGUUUGAGGGGGGGGGGGGGGCGAUAUAGCUUGCCGUUGCUGGCCACACCCGAGUGGGCAUCGUCACGACUAUAGCAAAAAUAAAGAAAAAGAAGGGGAGAAGAUGAGAGUUCAACGCUGAGGUAUAGGCAGGAUGAACGGUACUGAUGAGAUGGAAGUGCGCUGUGGAUGAGAGGUGCACUAGAGGGGUCUUUGCCCGUGGGGACGAGGCCCGAGGGGACGAGGCCCGUUUCUUGGAGGAUCUUGCUGUUGUUGUUGAUAAAAAAUAAUAGGGAGAGAUUGAAUUCGUCUUGGAGGAAACACACAAUUUUGCCAUCAGUUUCAGCCAAUCGCAGCAGACCGUUUUAAUCGCAGAAAGCCUCAGGAUUCCUGUGUGGCUCGCCGUCUGGCUAUGGCUGCUGAAAGAAUUGCUGUGAUUGGAAGAUGUCUCAAAUGAAAACUUCAUGUUCAAUAGUGGCCAGAACUUGUUUGGUAUAGAUGGCGUUGGCCAAGGUUUGCUUCUCCCUUUGUACUUGCGCUUAGAAAGUCAUACUUACGUAUGUAGACACGUGAUCUAAAAUAACAAAUACUCAGAAUUUGUGCGUGAAUACGUCGCAUAGUUCAUUACAGGCUAGGUAAUCUGUUCUUGAGCUACGUAAUGUGUUAUGUGGAGCACCGUCCGUAGGUAAGGUGCUGGAAUUGUUGCCUAUGCUGUGUCACCGAAACCUCCGUUUUGUCAGGACAGCAUUUGACCCGUCAAAAUUAGUGUUUCUGACUCCAGUCCCCAGUAUCUUCACGUGACGCGCGUAGUUAUACAUCGUGCUGCUUUAGUCGUCGCACUUUAGAGGCUUGCAUUCCAACAAUUUCCCCCUUUCUUAGUGUUUCACCAGACAUUGAACAAACUGUCUCAAAUAAACACGCACGACUGGGAACACAACACGUAGUACAAACCUGAAAGUACUCUAACAAUCUCAGUGCUGCAACGCCGAUGCCCAAUUCUCAAGCAAAACCUUUCUGUCUUUUCCCCUCGGACAUACCCAGGGUUAUCCAAGAUAAAGUAUCAUCACUCCUUCUGCUCUGUAAAUAUAAUGCAGACAACUUUUUGCAAUAAUGUAUGAUAUGCUAAAAAAUUGUGUCUAAAUUUUUGCAGCGCUGAGAUUUCUGCGCAAAAUUACGAAAAAUUCAAAAGGGGUCGUUCCUAUGCAUUGUCAAUACCCUAAUCCACCGUCCUCUCGAGCAGACUGGGAAUCACUUCGGCUUCGCAGUUUACACUAGGAGGCGUAUUUACUGAAAGUCUCACAGCAGUAAACAUAAGCAGUACACAUCAGUUUUCCUUUAACUUGCGCGAUCUAUUGACAAAUAACUGACAAAGUGGAAACUUUUAUACAAACCUUUAGCUCGUAAUAUGCAAUACAAAGUAUAGUUUAGCUCCUAACCUGGCUUUUUAUUCAUUUCAUCACCUUUACAGUCUCCGUACUCUUCCUUGGAUAUACCUGUACAAUGAUUCCACCCCUGUACAACGUAACAUGUUGCAACCUACAUCAACUCAAACGCGGGCAGCACCCGCGCGUUUAUGCGUAUUAUGAAGCGCGUUUAUGCAAAGCUGUACGAAAGACCCACAAAGUCAAACAGCAGUUUGUUUGUGGAACUGCCAACCGUUUCAUAGUCAACACUCAGGUAACCCGUCAUUGUUGCUGUAGCGAAUAUGUGUCUCGCUAUCCCCAAAGAGUUAAAAGUUGGAAACCAUCUGUGUAACUUUAGCACGUUCAGCCAUGUGUAGAUAGUGAAGCAUGCCACCAUGUCUAUUUGUUCUUCCAGUUUUUUUAGUGGUUGUUACAGGUGUACUGUACAUACUACUGCAUUUAUAGCUAAUAUAGUAGAAUGACUUCUUUGUUAUGACAGUCCUGUGUUGUUUAGUACACGUGCCUAGGAAAACGAACAUAAAUCGUUGUGAAAGAACGAACGGUGUCUCAUUUCACUGUGAGGGCUUGGUGGGAGAAAGACUAAAAUAAAAUAGAAAGUGUGGCGC
Ornithodoros turicata is the source of this 4095-nucleotide messenger RNA. RefSeq names its product fibroblast growth factor 9-like. The transcript has 3 exons. Gene Ontology annotation, biological process: positive regulation of gene expression; positive regulation of protein phosphorylation; fibroblast growth factor receptor signaling pathway. Gene Ontology annotation, cellular component: cytoplasm. The record is from RefSeq and is a predicted model, not a curated record. Bases 62 to 670 code for a protein of 202 amino acids. Gene Ontology annotation, molecular function: growth factor activity; fibroblast growth factor receptor binding. NCBI's taxonomy places the organism in Eukaryota, Metazoa, Arthropoda, Arachnida, Ixodida, Argasidae.